GGGAGAAGCCCCACCAAUGCGCCGUGUGCUGGCGAUCUUUCUCACUGCGCGACUACCUGCUGAAGCAUAUGGUCACACACACAGGCGUGCGCGCCUUCCAGUGCGCUGUCUGCGCCAAGCGCUUCACGCAGAAGAGCUCACUCAACGUGCACAUGCGCACGCACCGGCCCGAGCGCGCGCCCUGCCCCGCCUGCGGCAAGAAGCCUUGCUGUCAACACCUCCAGGGCCACUGUCAGGGGGUGGGGGUGGGGGCGGGACUAAGGGGUCAGAGAUCUGGGCCAGGCAGCCCCUGGCAGAAGUUACUAGCAGUCUGUGGACACUUCUCUGAGGAGGGAGCGGGCGCCAUGGGCAUCUGGCUGCGACUAGCCUUGUUACUGUUGGUGCUGUGGGCUCUGGGGCAGCCCCCGUGGCCUGCGGCUGUGGCCCUGGCACUGCGCUGGCUCCUGGGAGACUCCAUCUUCUGCGUGCUGCUUGGCCUGGCCCUGCUGGCGCAGCCCUGGCUCUGGCCCUGGAUGCCCCACUGGCUGAGUCUGGCAGCCGCGGCGCUCACACUGGCUCUGCUGCCCGCACGGCCGCCCCCAGGGCUGCGCUGGCUGCCUGCAGAUAUGGCCUAUAUUGCCAGGAUCCUCCGCCUGGGCCUGGUUGUCAGAGUGCGCAUGAGACGCCACCCGCCCGACACCUUUGUGGAUACCUUCGAGCGACGAGCACGAGCACAGCCGGGUCGCACGCCCUUGGUGUGGAAGGGGCCAGGGAGCCGCUCAGUCACCUUCAGGGAGCUGGACGACAGGGCAUGCCAGGCAGUGUGGGCCCUGAAGGCCGAGCUGGGCGGCCUCACAGGCUUGCUUGGCGGGGAGUCGGCUGCCCUCCUGGUGCUGGACGCCCAGACCAUUCCGGCCUUGGGUUUGUGGCUGGGAUUGGCCAAGCUGGGCUGCCCCGUGGCCUGGAUCAAUCCGCAUGGCCGGGGAGCACCCCUGGUGCACUCAGUGCUGAGCUCUGGGGCUCGGCUGCUGGUGGUGGACCCAGGUGAGGAACCCAGAGGCUAGAAGAGGACAGAGGGUCCUGGUGGGGGGCUAGGCAAGGAGAUCCUUGCUUCCUACCUACCCUCACAGGCAAUUACAGUCAAAGCUUAAUUGCUGGAAAGUAAUUAUGAGGGCACCAGAGGUUUUUUUUCAUGUUUGUUUCAAUCCUUUUUUUUUUUUUUAAGAUUUAUUUAC
Messenger RNA from Leptonychotes weddellii (Weddell seal), 1214 nucleotides. The record is from RefSeq and is a predicted model, not a curated record. NCBI's taxonomy places the organism in Eukaryota, Metazoa, Chordata, Mammalia, Carnivora, Phocidae.